UUUUGGACCGGUCCACUGGCGUGUGUGUGUGUUUGUGUGUGAGAUAGGAUGUGGUUUGAACCAGCGAGUGGUGCGACAGCUCAGUGAAAGGUAUCACAAGUACCUCAGUCUGUCAGAGGACCACCGCGCAUCCAAGCGAGGUGGAAGGGGGGAAAAAAGGAGGGGUGAAGGCAGACAAUGCGGCUUGAGAUGCGUUUAUUCCUCCGUGCAAUUUACACCCACUUCCACGAGAAGAUGAUGUGCCGAAGAUGAGGAGAAGGGGUUUCUCGUGAAUUGUCUAUUUUUUCCCUCUAUUUUUACAGCCUCGCUGAUUAAAUUCACCCGCGUUUUGGCAGAGAAACAAAAACAGAGAUGAAAUUUCCAUUAGAAAACCCAAGAAAACAAGUUAACUGGGACCCAGAACAAGUGGCGGUCCAAACCAACUUGGCCCCUCCCAAAAAGGUCCAGCCCGGCAUGGUGAAGUCAAGUCUGGUCCAGGCCAGCGUGGCCACCAUGCAGAACCCCAUGGGCUGCGACCCAAAGGCCAACGGUCACUGCCCGCUGCCACGUCUGUCCAUCUCCUCCCGCUCCGCCAGCGUCGUGGCCAGCAUGGACACCAGCUGUGACGGCUCGAUCGCAGCCCUGCACUCGGUCAUGAAGUGGAAGACGGUGCUGGCGGUGUUCAUCGUGGUUGUCCUUUACCUGGUUUGCGGGGGACUGGCGUUCAGGGCUCUGGAAGAGCCGUUCGAGAGCAACCAGAAGACCAGCAUCACCCUCGAGAAGGCGUCUUUCCUGGAAAGACACCCAUGUGUUACAUCUGAAGAGCUGGAUGGCAUCAUCAAGCACGCCAUAGAUGCUGUGAAUGCAGGAGUGAGGCCUUACGGAAACACGUCGUACAAUUCCAGUUACUGGGACCUGGGCAGUGCCUUCUUCUUCGCUGGAACUGUCAUCACAACCAUAGGUUAUGGAAACAUAGCCCCGAGCACGGAAGGCGGGAAAAUCUUUUGCAUCCUUUAUGCCAUAUUUGGCAUCCCUCUCUUUGGCUUUUUGUUGGCCGGGAUCGGAGACCAGCUGGGGACCAUCUUUGUGAAAAGCAUCUUGAGAGUGGAGAGGAUAUUCAGGCAAAAACACAGACAGAUAAGUCAGACGAAGAUAAGAGUGACGUCCGCCCUCCUGUUCAUCCUGGCUGGCUGCAUCGUCUUCGUCACCAUCCCUGCUGUCAUCUUCAAACACAUCGAGGGCUGGACCACUCUGGAGGCCAUCUACUUUGUUGUGAUCACUCUCACCACGGUGGGGAUAGGAGACUACGUGGCAGGUAAGAGCUCUGCAACAGACGGCUGUUCUGAAACAAUCAGCUGCUGUUUGGAACCACCGCCGCUUAUUUCUCGUCACCCCCUUCCCCCUCCAGGUGGAAACCGUAUGAUUGACUACAUGAAGUGGUACAAGCCUCUGGUGUGGUUCUGGAUUCUGGUGGGUUUGGCGUACUUCGCGGCCGUCCUCAGCAUGAUUGGAGACUGGCUUCGGGUGCUGUCUAAAAAGACCAAGGAGGAGGUCGGGGAGAUUAAAGCUCAUGCAGCUGAAUGGAAGGCAAACGUACGAGCGGAGUUCCGCGAGACGCGACGACGUCUGAGCGUGGAGAUCCACGACAAGCUCCAGAGGGCCGCCACCAUCCGCAGCAUGGAGCGCCGUCAGCUGGGCCUGGAACAGCGUGCUCACUCCCUCGACAUGCUGUCCCCGGAGAAGCGGGCCAUGUUCGCCAGUCUGGAUGCCGGCCGUUUCAAGACUUCCUCCCAGGAAAGCAUUGACACCAAACUGAACAACCUGAGGCUGAAGGGCGCCUGCUAUGACCAUCAGGGCAGUGAGCAGACACAACAGACAGCCUCUUCCUCGGAGGAGAACCUCUUCAACCUGCGCUUCGGGUCCCUCACCAAGCUGGGCAGGCGCAACAAGAACCGCGAUGUGCGGAGGAACAUUGAAGAUGCUCGUCGAGCGAGUGUAGUCAUGAACACUAGCAACCCCAUGCUUGGGGAGGAGAGGAAAGAGGAAGAGGAAGACGGGGAGCCAGACGAGGAGAACGGAGAGAAGAAAGAGGGAAACACCAGUCUGACGAACCUGUCACAGUACGUGAUGGAGCGUAGCAAGUUGAAUGGGUUCAUACCAGCACAGGCCAAAGAGAGCGAGAAUGAUUAAGUGUGGAACUGAACAACAUUUCAGCCAUAUACAAGUAGUGUAGAGACUGAGAGAGUGAAAGGUACUGAGUCCCAGUGAGAGUGCACGGUCCUUUAGGAUGUCAAGAAAUGUGCCUUUCUGUUUCCUAUGCUUUGAAUCGAACUGCUCCCAGGAAAUUCAGUCAUCGUGCCAUAGCCAUGGGAAGACAACGUGUUGCCAAAAAAAGAAUAUAUGGAAGAGGCUGUAGUUUACAAUACCUCAAGACGGAUGUUGCUGUAAAAUGGGCUAAUUAAAAGCUUUCUUUCCCAAAGGAGCUGCCCUGCUCAGCUCUGCUGUCUUUCAGCCCUCGGGCUCUUUCGAGUCUCUUGGGCACUGACCAUCUGCUCAUGCUAUGUCUUAUUUAUUUUUUAACAACGUGGGCGGGACCGCUAGAGAGCCAGAUUCAUGUCAUUCAUCUUCAGAAACAUUAUCGACCGUCCAUUCGUCAUCUCAUGCUGUGGCGACUAUUUUUAGCCUGCUUGCAGAAAGGACCGUAACAUUAAAUGAACAGAGGGCGGGAGGUUGUUUUUGCCGGAUCAAUCAACAGUAUUUAUCCAGAUGACAUGUCCAACUAUUCCUACAUUGUAUGUGGCUUUGAAAAUGUAGCCUGAAGAUUAAAAAAAUCUAUGACAUACUAAGAGCUUUUGAAAAAACAAAAUAUUUACAGUGCAUGGUUAUUAAAACACAACCAUAGCAGUAAAUUGACAUAAACUAAAGCUUGGAUUUACAGCUGUAAUAACGUGUCUUUUUGUUUGAACAGAAUGAGAUGUAUUUUUGUCCCACAAUGUACAGUAGAAGAGAUGCAUUUAAAAAAAAAAAGCUUGCCACCAUUUUCUUAAUACAUACAAUACAGGCGUAUAGAUUGUCAGCAGUGAUGAACACAACACGACAUUCACACCAUCACAAAUGUGCUGCAAUUGCUUAAAUGAAUUUUCAAAAAAAUGAAUGUGACACUGUUGAUUUUGUAUUCACCAAGCAUGUUUGGAUAUAUAUUUACUCCCUUUUCUAUGAGUCAAGCACCUCAGUUGUAUUUUCCGUUGAACUGUAAAAAAUAUGAACUAAAUAAGUUCUUUUUUUGUAUUUCAUUUUUUAAAAAACACAGUCAAACAUAGUUGUUAUAUAAAAAAAAAUCAUAUUGUGCUUUCUUGUAGCUAAUACAGGUUUAUUCAUGGGCCAUUUGCCACUUUAUUUGCAUUUCAAUAACAGGUUUUUUUUUUUUUAUUUCCCAGAAUUAAUAAAUGUGUCACUGGCGUGCUUUGCAUGCAUUUCUCAAAGUGAAUAAGGGCGCUUCCACCUUUGCAAUUCAGGCAAAAAUGUGAUUUAACCAUGGUUUGUUUAUGAUGUUCACAGGGCAAUUUUCUGACACGCUCUUAACGUCGAAGGCUUGGAAACAAUUUGUGAUCAGUCAGAAUUUUGCAGAAAAAAAGUGAAUUUCAGGAAAACGAUUUCAACUGAAAAUGCAGUUGUGGGCACUGGCAUCUGUUACUAUUCUAUGGUCGCAUGUUCAGUUUUAUUGAUCAUCUACGGAAGAGUAUUAGGGCCACCCCCUUUUUUUUUCAUUUGAGAAAAAAGUCUAGAUACAUUGUGUCAGGUUCAGCAACCUAAAACAUUCAUAAACAUUGCACAAAGAAGAGAAAGACAAGAGUCAACUUUUUACUCGCGAGGAGAACGGACAGAGAUACGUUCAGUUACAAUCUCCUACCGCUCUGAAGCGCACCUUGCCGUACCCUCUUUCUUUAUUUCCUUAGGGAGGUCCCUGGUUACAAUAAGAGUUACAGCUCUAAUGGGGAGGGGAAUACAUAGCUGUAACUCUUCACAUUAUCUUGGUACGUGUUUAAUCACUUUGGCCUUGUCCUCAGGACUGUGUGCUCUGUCUUCUGUCUCAUUGGUGUGGGGAGACGCACAUGUCACCGCUGGGUCCGGGAUGAAACCGCGUCUCUCCACUUCUCAUUCCUGCAAAACAACUCUAUAGACAUACACUGUUGCACAUUGGCCUACCUGGAGAUUAAUAGAUACAUAAACAGUCAGAGUAAAUAUGGGAGAUUAAUAGAUACGUAAACACUCAGAGUAAAUAUGGGAUAACUUGUGUAUAAUAAUUCCAACAUUGUCAUAAAGUAGACCUCUAAUAUCUCUAAGGCUCAGGAGCGUUGUCCCGUAGAGUCCUGAAGCCAGCUGUACUCAUGGCGAACAUGAGGUCUUUGGCAGGAUGGAUAAACUGUGUGCGUUUGUUGGGACCCACAGGGAGUGCACCAUGAGCAGCGUUUGUGUUUGACCUGGCUGUAUGCGACUUCCUGGUGACUUCGGGACUCCAUGGGCAGAUACAGUACCGCAUGUGUGCGGUACUGCUGGUUUGAAUGUCUACUUUAUGACAAGGCAUUUUGACUUUUUUCUCAAAAUUUUGACUUUUUUCCUCAAAAAUUUGACUUUUUCCUCAAAAUUUCCACUUUUUUUUCUCAGAGUGCAUGAUGGGAACAAAAACAACCUGUUUUUUUUCCCCCAUGGGUGGCCACAAUACUCUUCCGUAAGCAUAUAGCCUACAAGGCUAAAAUAACAUUUUAAUGUAAAUGAUCAUAAGAUGCUGUGCUGCUGACAGACACCUCGAGAGGAGAAGACACGCUCUGGAGGCAUAAAAUGACCUGUUGACCCAAGAGUCUCUCUUCCACUGCUUUGUUUAUGUCAUUAAAAGCUACGUCGUGUC
Mugil cephalus (flathead mullet) is the source of this 4885-nucleotide messenger RNA. It is a transcript of the gene kcnk10b, whose product is annotated as potassium channel, subfamily K, member 10b. The transcript has 6 exons. The record is from RefSeq and is a predicted model, not a curated record. Lineage: Eukaryota; Metazoa; Chordata; Actinopteri; Mugiliformes; Mugilidae. The coding region runs from base 352 to 2169 and encodes 605 amino acids. Gene Ontology annotation, molecular function: potassium ion leak channel activity. Gene Ontology annotation, cellular component: membrane. Gene Ontology annotation, biological process: stabilization of membrane potential; potassium ion transmembrane transport.